This is a messenger RNA of Ixodes scapularis (black-legged tick), 3026 nucleotides long. Its product is annotated as BRCA1-associated RING domain protein 1. Gene Ontology annotation, molecular function: protein binding. Lineage: Eukaryota; Metazoa; Arthropoda; Arachnida; Ixodida; Ixodidae. Bases 119 to 1591 code for a protein of 490 amino acids. The transcript is spliced from 11 exons. The record is from RefSeq and is a predicted model, not a curated record.
GUCCGCUGGGCCCGCACAAUCGUCAUCAGUAACAAGAAAAAACGCGGGAAGCGCUGAGUGAAAGCCGUGAAAGCGCUACGGACGGACACGGACAGCAAAAUCGGGUGGUGCUCUCAAGAUGGAAAAUACAAAGCAUGCUCUGCUGGAAUUGCUCUCCACCUUAAGCUGCGCGCAAUGCAAGGAGUUGCUGUCUGAGCCCCACGUCGUCGGACUCUGUGGUCACACCGUCUGCAGGCAGUGCAUUGCGAGUGCCGAGGCCUGUGGCAUCUGUGGUACACCAACGACGCACCGCGAAGUAAAACCGGAUCAUCAGAUAAAGAAUUUGAUCACCUGCACUGCACAGCUUAAGGAUUUGCUGUUCACACUAACCCCAGGUCCUGCUGUUACUUCACGGACCACAUCCCACAUCCCCGAGGUCGAGGAGAGGUCUAACAAUGCCAAGGAUGAGCGGCCACCCGAACAAGCCCCCAGCAAGGAUCCUCCGCCAAUGGCCCCCAGCAGUGCUGGAUCGUCGGACCGCCGGACAUCCAAAGGAACAACCAAUCCAGUCUCCAAGGCACUUGAAAAGCGCAACAAGCUGGGGGAGACCAUGCUUCAAGUGGCAGCCAUUAAGGGCAAUGCAGACCGGGUGAGGCAGCUGCUGGAGGAGGGGGCCGACCCGAACGUCAAAGACAACGCAGGCUGGACCCCCCUGCACGAGGCCUGCAACCACGGCUUCCGGGAGGUGGCACGCCUGCUGCUGAGCCAUGGCGCAUGCGUGGACGUGGCCGGGCCCGGAGGGGUGACCCCCCUGCACGACGCCACCGUCAACGGUCACCCAGACAUCGUGCUGCUUCUGGUGCGCUCCGGUGCCACUCUCGACGCCAAGACCAGUGACGGCCUCACAGCCCAAGAUCUGGCUCAGGGGGAGGUGAUGAGGGCAGCUCUCUGCACGGCCGUUCCGCCAAAGGUGGUCGCCCUCCGGUCUGGGGGUGUGGCAUCCGGCCCUCCCCCGGUGCUCCUGGCCUCUGGGCUGGACGAGGCCCAGUGCAGGGAUCUGGCACGCUGUGCAGAGAUGCUUGGCGGCAGCUGCCGCUCCUCCUUCUCCGAGGAAGUGAGCCACCUGGUGGUGAGCUGCGACGAGCGUGGCAACUGCCGGCAAAGGACCCUCAAGGUGCUGAGUGCCCUGGUCACCGGCACCUGGAUCCUCAGCUUCUCAUGGGUGGAGGCGUGCCUGCAGCAGGGGCGCAGGGUGGACGAGUUGGAGCACGAGGCCAAGGGCACCAGGCAGCACCCGGACAACGGGGCUCCUGCCAGGGCGCGUCUCCGCCGGGCAUCCCAUGCCGACCGCCUGUUCUCCGGCCUAAGUACGGUGCUCCAGGGGCCCUUCGCACGGGGACCGUCAAAGGACGACCUGGCGGCACUGCUUGGCCUGGGAGGGGCCUCCCUGCUCUCGCGGCCUCCGCCGGCAGACGCCGCCGGCGUGGUCCUCCUCGUGACGGAGCGGGAGGGACGUCCCGCUCAGCAGGGUGGUCGUCCGGGCGUCUUCGGCGUCGGGGCCCCCUGGCUCCUCGACUGCAUCUCCAAGUUCGAGGUCGACCUUCCUGCGUAGGCCCUCAGUCCGAGUUCAACGCGAGAAAGGGGGUAUCCGCCUUUCAUUCGUCGAACCAGCGGAGGAUAAAAUUAAAGAUUUUCCAUGUCCAACGCAUGCUCGACGUGCCAAACUGGGAGCAGCCAUGACGUGCGUCUCGUGGAGGAGUGACCUGGCGUGGGGAGGAGUACUCGAGGCGUAUGCCGUACUAGAUCCCGAACCGACGUGCGGGAUUGGAGCGGGCGAAAGUUACUUGAAUAGUCCCGGUGGUGUUCCGUUGUGAGCGAUUGCAUAGGUUCUGCAUACGCUCAGUUUUUUAGUUUGGAGUUUGGAGGCAGCAGGGAAAAAAUCUAUUGCGAGAUCCAACUUGGAAUAUGUAACAAAUCUGCGGUUUCUUGGCUCUUGCGGUGACCGGUCCGGUUUUGUAACAAAUCUGCGGUUUCUUGGCUCUUGCGGAUGAGCGGUCCGGUCCAAGACUGAGAGUCGUCGGUCAAGGACAGACGACAGUUUGCGGGACGACGAGGCACUUGAAUGUUUUUCUUCUGUUGCAUAUCUUGAUCGGAUCCAGUGUCUGCCACCUGAGCGACCGUGGAACGUGCAGCCGUCCACAAAACUAUUUCGCACAAUCCUUAAUAAAGAAAUUUUUGAAGUAUGGCAUGCUCGAAUAAUUGCUUUAUAAUUUUCAUUUACCAAAAUAGAAUUCCUAGCAUGCACAGCGCUCACCAAACUUAUCUGGAACACGCCAAUGGUGUCUUAUCUCAUGGGAGCAUCAUCCUGGCAGCAGCCAGAGAACUGCUUCAUGACGUAGUUCUCAACAAAACGGCCCGAGCAGGAGAGGCCGCUUGCUGGAUUGUGGAUGCCGCAACAAUUUUGCCGGCUGGCCAGUCCAUACUUGCCGCCACCUCUUUGCACAAUGCUGCAUAGGGAGCUGUCGAAACAGUCACUGAUUGCAUGGUUUGAUCGGUAAUCAUCUUAUGUCUCUUCCGGAUAAGGUGAGAAGCAUAGACCGCCUUGCAAGCAAAAUUGCCGCAAUGUCCCCAAUCCAGCAGCGAUCUUAGCCUGGAGCUAGCGGCUUCCUCUGCUCGGUCUGUUUCACCGAAUGCUACAUCCUGGAGCAGUUCUUCGACUGCCAUCAAGAUUGCGUUUCCAUGAGAUAAGACGUUGUUCGCACGUUCCUGAUAAGUUUGGCGAGCACCAAACGCCGCACGACACAGUUUAUGCAAACGGAACAUUGAAACUUCUUUUCGUUGUACAAUUGAAAUGGUGGUUGUGGGCACCAAACUACCUCUUACAUUACAGUCUGAAGUGACCACCUUCUAUUACGUCAAAGGGAAAAACUGCUCUUUAAAAAUACAAAAACAAAAAAGCACAUUUUUGAAAUUGUGUUUUUAAAGAUCGACAGGCACUUUCAUCGUGUCAUGAAUUAUUUUCAUGUAAUAAAUCUUUUAUAUUGAAA